AUGCCUAAACCGACUUGUGUUCAAUGUAAUACAAAUGAUUCCCUACUAUGGAGAAGUGCUGAAAACGGUCAAAUAUGCAACGAAUGCCACUUAGCAAAUACCGCGAAUAGCGAAUCAAGUUUAGAUUCGGCUAUCAAAACUGAAAAUGAUGAAAAGAAAGAAGACAAAGACGAUUCUGAUAAUAAGAAUGGAAAAAAUGAAGGUGAGACCACUCCAGCCAAAGCAACGGGUAAAGGUACAAGGAAAAGCACUCGUUCUACAAGAUAUAAAGCUAAAGGACCAACAGUGAAUCAAUCUAAGCCACCGGCGCCCCGUGGUAGAGGUCGCAGAAGUAUAUUUAAAAGACAACCAUUAAAAGCCCCAACAGCAACGGCCACAGUUGUUGCGAGUGAAUCAGUAUUCUUCAAGGGUACAUACAUUCAAGUUGGCGAUAUAGUUUCAAUGAUAGACAUUGAUGGGGGCACAUACUAUGCACAGAUCCGAGGUUUUCUUACAGAUCAGUAUUGUGAGAAAAGUGCUGUCGUAACUUGGCUCUUACCAACACAAGCAAGCCCACCGCCGGACCAAAGUUUUGAUCCUGCUACAUAUAUUAUAGGUCCAGAGGAAGAUCUUCCUCGUAAGCUUGAAUAUAUGGAAUUUGUAAUGCAUGCACCUUCUGAUUAUUAUAAAUCAAAUACAAGCCCAUAUCCCCUUACAGACAGAGAGUUAAAUAAUCAUAGUGGCUUUAUAUGGACUUCCAUGGAAUCUAAGGAAAGAGGAUAA
This is a messenger RNA of Danaus chrysippus (African queen), 762 nucleotides long. The record is from the annotation of a GenBank genome assembly. Lineage: Eukaryota; Metazoa; Arthropoda; Insecta; Lepidoptera; Nymphalidae.